AUGACAAAAUUUCUAUCUUCAAAUUGCUUAUUUUUACUGCUAUUGAUAUUACUACUUGCUAAUCUGAUUAAUGCUAUUCCAAUCGAUAACGGUGUUGAGGGUGAUCCUGAAAUUGAAUGUGGCCCAAGAUCGGUUACUGUUAAUUUCAAUACAAAAAAAGCAUUUGAAGGGCAUGUUUAUGUAAAGGGCCUAUAUGAUCAACAAGACUGUCGAUCGGAUGAACGUGGUCGUCAGGUAGCAGGAAUUGAAAUUUCAUUCGAUACGUGUAACGUGGUACGGAGUAGAUCAUUGAAUCCACGUGGUAUCUUCGUUACAACCACUGUUGUCAUCUCAUUUCAUCCGUUCUUUGUCACUAAAAUUGAUCGUGCAUAUCAUAUACAAUGCUUUUAUAUGGAAGCUGAUACCACAGUGAGCACCAAAAUUGGAGUCUCUGGAAUGACUACCGUCUUUCAGACUCAAAUAGUUCCAAUGCCAGUUUGUCGAUAUGAGCUUUUGGAUGGUGGCCCAACUGGAGAACCGGUUCAAUAUGCAGUGGUUGGUCAGCCAAUAUAUCAUAAAUGGACAUGUGAUUCAGAAACAGUAAACAUCUUUUGCGCAUUAGUACAUUCAUGUUUUGUUGAUGAUGGUAACGGUGAUAAAGUGCAAAUUUUAAACGGUGAAGGAUGUGCUUUAGAUAAGUAUCUCCUGAAUAACUUAGAAUAUCCAACCGAUUUAAUAGCUGGACAAGAAGCUCACGUAUAUAAAUUUGCUGAUCGACCGCAACUUUUCUAUCAAUGUCAAAUAACAAUCACAGUCAAAGAGCCACAUGAAGAAUGCGUUCGACCGAAAUGUCCAGAACCAGAAGGAUUUGGUGCAAUUAAGGAAAGCAGUAGGAGUAAUCGUGAAAUAGAAACUUUAUCAGUGACACCUACAGUAUUACAAAUGAGAUUAUUGAAAAAGAGAGCUGCUGAUUAUGAUGAUGCAACAGUGGAUGUUAGGACUGAUAUCAAUACAUUGGAUAUCAUUGAUGAGAAUCCAAUAUUACCAGAAAAUUUACGACAUCGGAGACGGUUGCACUAUGAAAUCAAUAAUCGCAAUGCUGUAUGCAUGUCAUCUGCAGUAUUCUAUCUAUUUUUUGCAUUUACCACAUUAAUAAUAAUAGCUGCAUUUAUCACAUAUGCUUCCUAUUUGUAUAAACAAAAAUUAUGA
Messenger RNA from Cercopithifilaria johnstoni, 1188 nucleotides. NCBI's taxonomy places the organism in Eukaryota, Metazoa, Nematoda, Chromadorea, Rhabditida, Onchocercidae. The record is from the annotation of a GenBank genome assembly.